Pocillopora meandrina is the source of this 598-nucleotide messenger RNA. NCBI's taxonomy places the organism in Eukaryota, Metazoa, Cnidaria, Anthozoa, Scleractinia, Pocilloporidae. The record is from the annotation of a GenBank genome assembly.
AUGGGGAAAAAAUCAAAUCUCUUUAUACCGCCAAAAAAAACUUUAGACGAAGAUCCUCAUACUGAUGUAUUACUCACUGUUAAAAAUACCACUGAACAGAAAGAAUUUAAAGAAAACCAAGUGUAUCCUGAAACCAUAGAACAAUAGAAGAAGAAAAUCCAAAAUUUUACUACUCAAAAUUCAGUGAAAAACAGCAUUGUUUAUUUGAUCUUCAGGAGCCAGGUCUCCUAAUUAUUAGCGGUUAUUUUUGGAUAGGAGCAAGUCUAAAUGGUAAUAGAAAAUCUCAGUGUUGUGACCCUACAGAAAUAGGGAUAAAUUAUCCAUUUUUAAGGAAGGACCUUGACUCUAAAAUUGCUUUCCUGCUACCAACUGUUGAUGGAAAAAAAGAUGAAAAUGGGAAUUUUUUCUCAACAAAAAUCAUCUACAUUAUUUCCAAGUUCAGACUGGCAUGGCAGUUUUGGGUUUAAAAACUUGUGACUUUGUUACCUAUACAAGUAAAGGAAUAUUUAUUGUUACUAUUAAUAUUAGCGAUAAGUUUUGGGCAACUGUUGUAGCAACAGUUUGCAAGUUUUAUUGUCAGCAAGUAGUUCCUUCCUAA